AUGCCUCUGGAUCUCCGCAUCUUAGCUGAUUUCGUCCGCUACGAUAAGCUUCAUGUAGCUGGAUUUUGUUUCGAGAAACUUACUUUGGCGGCGAGAUGCUCCGGAAUGGUGGCCAUGAAAACCGAAGCUCCAACACCGAGCUUUGGGAGUGUAUCGCCAUUUCUUCAAGAACAAAUUGUUCUCCUCACCGGGAAUUGGAACCGGCUCUGCCCUUGGUCGUUGUUGCGUUGUUUCCAAGAGGUCGAGAAUCUCGUCGUUCGCGUCGAUUGCGUCAUCUCCGACGGAUCCUCCUCCCUCGCUUCCGAUAAGCCUCGAUCUGCCGCCGCCGGUCCCUUCUCCGCCAUUUUCCGUCUCAGUUCCUCGGCACGAAGCGGUCGUCUGGCUCUUCUGGAUCGUCUUCUUCAUCUUCGUCCUCUUUCUCUAUUAGUGGAGGCGGAGACGACGGAGAGAUGGAACAAGGCGGCGUCACUCAGGAAAGCUUCUGCUUUGUUUGCUCUCUUUGUUUACUUUGCUUCUGUCUUUGAGUUUCUUGCAGAAACCAAUUGCUGUUCCUGA
Microthlaspi erraticum is the source of this 555-nucleotide messenger RNA. The record is from the annotation of a GenBank genome assembly. NCBI's taxonomy places the organism in Eukaryota, Viridiplantae, Streptophyta, Magnoliopsida, Brassicales, Brassicaceae.